This is a messenger RNA of Aspergillus chevalieri, 2592 nucleotides long. RefSeq lists its product as uncharacterized. The record is from RefSeq and is a predicted model, not a curated record. Gene Ontology annotation, molecular function: protein binding. Lineage: Eukaryota; Fungi; Ascomycota; Eurotiomycetes; Eurotiales; Aspergillaceae. The transcript is spliced from 5 exons. The coding region runs from base 1 to 2592 and encodes 863 amino acids.
AUGGCGUCGCAUAGUGACGCUGAGGGAACGGCGAUGCACCGGCCUUGGGUUGGACUACAUAUGAAAGCGCUGAAUGUCGAGAAGGGCGCAAAAAGGUUUUCUCCUGCGGGAGACUCAGUUGCUCCUCGGACUGCAACUUGGCGGAACAAUCUGGUUGCGCUCUCCCAACGCCGCAAUUUACUGUUUGUGGCAUACCUCCAGCAGAUCUAUGUCUGGGUGCCUCGGGGGUCAUUUCAGGUAUUGGGUUCGAAACCUGAAAUGAUCAUUAACCCUGCGAUGAAGAAUCCGCAGAGUCCCGGCUACAUAGCACCCGGAUUUCCCCAUGCAGUUAAUAGCCUCCUUGUGGAUGAUUUAGGCCGGGAAGAGGUCCUGCUGCUUGCGACUGACUCCGGGAAUGUUUGCGCAUACCGUGUUGAAGCUAUAUGGUCAGCCCUAGUGCGCGCAGCGAAAAGCAACCAGACGCGCCCACUUGACGAUUCUCAAGUUGAUCCUUUCUUUGUUGAAUUUGUUGAAGCCAGCGCAUGGGGACUGGCUAUCCACAAAUACGCCCGGUUGAUUGCGGUAACAGCAAACACGGGACUUAUUACUGUUUUCGCAUUCGCACUUGUCAACCCUACUUCUGAAAAGAGCAGGAAUUCGGGCGAUCCACUUGAAGGAAAUGAUGAUUUUUCCGAUUGUGACCAAACCUGGCUGGAGAUCAAGAAUGACGCGCAGUUUUCGCAACUUCGACAGUUUAUGCCGGAAAAUUAUCGCACGCGGAAUAUCAAAUUGACAUAUACGGGCCAUUUCACGAAUAUCCCCUCCGUCUCUUUCCUCAAUUGUGACCUUGAUCCUAACGGCGCGUGGAUGGUUAGCACUGAUAUCGAUAAUAAACUGCUUGUAUGGAAAGUCUGGGAAGGCCUGGCUCCGUUGCACUUGUACCAUUUCAACAGUUUCUCCUUUCAGUCGUUCACACAUUCAUUGCAAAAUGAUACUGAACGUGGUUGGGCCGUGAUAGCCCUUGACCCUCGCAGCUUCCAUCGUGUUAAGACCAGAGAAGAUGCGUGUGGCGGUGUACCUCGGCGGCAUACGGAGGAAGGACUGAGGGUUCUUGAUUUGACAAGAUUGAGCAGCAAAGUACCAAACGCAUCGCAAUUGUACAACUAUUUUCCUCCUGCGGUGAAGCUUGAACCUGAGCAGCCUGUCCUACCCGAUAUAUUCGACCAAGAUUGUCGCAUUAGCGCCGGGAAGAGAUCGUACGCGAAGCAUGACAGUAUAAAUAACGACUCAACAUAUGCCGAUGAAAAGAAUGCGAGUAAUGGCACGACACUAGAAGAUACUAACAACCCUGCUGUCGUCGAAAAUCUCCGUCCUAUAGGCGUCACCGACUCCUUUAGCUUCCGGGCCGUCGACGAUUCACUCCCAGAAGGGGAUACAAGUCAAGACAGCGAUAGUGAUAUCGAUAUUGACCUGGACGCAGAACCCGAGCGGGAUGCUAGAGAUUCCGGGAUGCAGCAAACACCUCGAGCAAACGUCCCUAGCAUCCCUCGCCCAGCUGGCAAUGGACCCCUAAACACAGCGGAGUUUCUUCGAUUUGCACUCUUCGAAGCCCUUGGUGGCGAGCUGCCUGUAGCCGAGGGCUACUAUGAUGACAGGGAUGUGGACUAUCCUGGAUAUAAUGACGUGGAUGACAAUCGCUCGCACGGUAGCGAGUCGCGAGAAACAGAAUCGUCUCUCGCAUACGAGGUAUUCGAUCGUAUGUUGCGUGAUGCCUUCCCAGAUGACUCUUCCCCUUAUGACUUUGAUGGGCCAACGGAGAGACUAAUGCCUCUUCAAUCGGUACCAGCUCUUACCGUCCGUGAAUUCCCCAUCAUCCACUUCUCACAGACCGAUAUCCGCUUGAUUCGUCAUCCGUUAGCGUCAGUCCCAAGUGUCGUGUGCGGUGCGCCCUUAGGACAGCCAUUCACACACCCAAUUGUCUCAAUCCGCGCAUCUGACCGCUUUAAUAUGGUCAAAUACAUACCGGAACACGGCAUUAUCGUCGCUGCUUCCCAAAAAGGCCGCGCAGCGGUGAUUUCACUUACCGAAUCCGAAGAAACCGGAGUCGCCUUCCGAGUCGACUGGAUCGUCCCAUUUGAAAGCCAGGAACAAUACGGCGAUCGACCACUCAUCCCUCUCCUCGGCAUGAGCGUCAGCCCCAUCCAGGGCUUCGAAAUACCCCCAGACGUCCCUUACAUCCCACGCGACGUUAGCGAAAGUGACGAAAUAACCUUCCACUACAAAUUCCACCCGCACGACGGCGCCGAUAACCCGCCCUCGAAAGACGCAUUUCACCGCGACCAAAUCGAACCACCAGAAUGGUUCUAUGACCUUGAGCCAGACUCUAAUGACCCUGGAAACAAACAUGUACCCCCACUUACAUUACCUGAAUGCCAUGCCAAGGCUAGCCGGGCUUAUAAACCGGAUGAGAGUUGGCGGGGCUGGUAUCCGUCAAGGAGGUAUCGGUUGUUGCUCAUGUAUGCUGAUCAUACGGUUAUGAGCUAUGAGUUUUGGUAUGACGGGAGGAGUCCCGGUUGGGAUCAGGCGACUGAGGAUGAGUGUCUUGUUCCUUAG